This is a messenger RNA of Musca vetustissima, 1757 nucleotides long. RefSeq names its product serine/threonine-protein phosphatase 2B catalytic subunit 3-like. The transcript has a single exon. Bases 1 to 1746 code for a protein of 581 amino acids. Gene Ontology annotation, cellular component: calcineurin complex; cytoplasm. Gene Ontology annotation, molecular function: calmodulin binding; calmodulin-dependent protein phosphatase activity. Lineage: Eukaryota; Metazoa; Arthropoda; Insecta; Diptera; Muscidae. Gene Ontology annotation, biological process: calcineurin-mediated signaling. The record is from RefSeq and is a predicted model, not a curated record.
AUGUCUUCACCAGCCACCCAACAUCCACCAUCCUCAACACAACAGCAACAGAAAACCACAUCGUCGGCAGCCAGUAGCGGCGGCGGCGGCGGCAACAACAACAUACACGACAAACAAACAGCUGUAAAUUCCAACAAAGCCUCGGCCUCAGCUGCUGGUAGCGGAGGUGGUGGAGGCGGAGGCACCACCGGCAACAAUGUCCAUGACAGUCCCAUUAAAAAGCCACCAUUAAAUACCAAAGAUCGCGUCAUCGACAGUGUACCCUUUCCGCCAAGUCGCAAACUAACCGCAGCCGAUAUAUUCGAUCCACGAACCGGUAAACCCCAUCACGAUGUCCUCAAACAACAUUUCAUUUUGGAGGGCCGCAUCGAAGAGGAUGCCGCCCUGCGGAUAAUACGCGACGGUGCCACCCUACUGCGACAGGAAAAGACAAUGAUCGACAUUGAGGCUCCGGUCACGGUGUGCGGCGAUAUUCACGGCCAGUUCUAUGAUCUGAUGAAACUGUUCGAAAUUGGCGGUUCACCGGCCACAACAAAGUAUCUGUUCUUGGGCGAUUAUGUGGAUCGAGGCUAUUUCAGCAUUGAGUGUGUUCUCUAUCUGUGGUCGCUGAAGAUCACCUAUCCCACGACCCUGUUCUUGUUGCGCGGCAACCACGAGUGCCGCCAUCUGACCGAAUACUUCACAUUCAAGCAGGAGUGCAAAAUGAAAUACUCGGAACGAGUAUACGAUGCCUGUAUGGAAGCAUUUGAUUGUUUGCCGCUGGCGGCUCUCAUGAACCAACAGUUCCUUUGUGUCCACGGCGGCCUGUCGCCCGAGAUACACGAACUCGACGAUAUACGCCGUUUGGAUCGCUUCAAGGAGCCACCAGCCUUCGGACCCAUGUGCGAUCUGCUGUGGUCCGAUCCGCUGGAGGAUUUCGGCAACGAGAAAAAUUCCGAUUUCUAUACGCACAAUUCGGUGAGGGGCUGUUCAUAUUUCUAUAGCUAUGCGGCUUGCUGUGACUUUCUCCAGAACAACAAUCUGCUGUCGAUAAUACGGGCCCACGAGGCGCAGGACGCCGGCUAUCGUAUGUAUCGCAAAUCGCAGACCACAGGAUUUCCAUCGCUCAUCACCAUCUUCUCGGCGCCCAACUACUUGGAUGUGUACAACAACAAGGCGGCGGUAUUGAAAUACGAGAACAAUGUCAUGAAUAUCCGACAGUUCAACUGUUCGCCCCAUCCUUAUUGGCUUCCAAACUUCAUGGAUGUCUUCACCUGGUCGUUGCCGUUUGUGGGCGAAAAGGUCACGGAAAUGCUAAUGAACGUCUUGAACAUCUGCUCCGACGAUGAGUUGAUGAGCGAACAGGAUGAACCCUGUUCGGAUGAUGAGGCUGCGGCCCGCAAAGAGGUUAUACGCAAUAAGAUUAGGGCAAUUGGUAAAAUGGCUCGUGUCUUUUCAGUUUUGAGAGAAGAAUCCGAAUCGGUGUUGCAGCUUAAGGGUCUAACGCCAACUGGCGCCCUACCGCUGGGUGCCUUGUCGGGUGGCAAGAAGUCGCUGACGAACGCCAUGCAAGGCUUUUCGCCAAAUCACAAAAUCGCCUCAUUUGCCGAAGCCAAGGGAUUGGAUGCGGUCAAUGAACGUAUGCCGCCACGACGUGAUGCAUCGCCAUCACCGGCCGAGGAGGAUCAUCAAAAGACAUUGUCGCAACAGGCAGCCGAAGCGGCAAAUGCCUUAGCCAGUUCCAAUGCGAAUUCAAUCAAUGGAUAAUUUUAAGUCAC